GAAAGAAUAGAAUAUUCCAAUCUUUGUGCGACCCUGAUAACAAAUAGAUAUAAACGUGCAUUUAUCCAAAUAAUAGUUUAUUUGGCAAUUGAAUCAUUUAUAAUUGCUUCGAUUAUCCUUUCAGCACAAUCUUUGGACAGUUUAUAUAUUACACUAUUUGGUGUUACUUGUGGAGUUGGUAUAUAUCCGGAUUCUGGAUGGUUAUGUAUUAGAGAAUUAGGUGAUGAGGCCAGCCCAUUUGGAGAACGAUGGAUGUUGUUCACCGUUGGAUUUAUGACAACAUUGUUGUUUGUUGUUCCAAUGACAUGGAUGAGGUUAUCCAAUAAUGCUAAAAUACAAAUUGCAUCAUUUUUGACAAUAAUAUUUGUCAUUUUCGCAUGGAUUGUGGCACUUACAUUACAUGGAUUGGAACCAAAGCGAAUUCCCAUUAUUGGAGAAAAUCAAAGUCAAGCAGUGGGAAUCAUACUGUUUAACUAUGCCUUUAUAGUUACUGUUCCAAGUCUUGCUAAUGAAUUGGAAGAAGAUGGAUCUAUUCGAAAAAUUGUCUAUACAUCUAUAGCAAUUUCUACAUUCGGUUACAUUUCCUUGGGAAUCCUUGGUGCAAUGGCAUUUGAUUUAGAUUUAUCAACAAACAUAAUAGCCUCUAUCCGACAAUCAGAAUUAAGGAACAAUAUACUUGGAUUUUCUACUUACUUAUUUCCAUUUAUAUUACUAAUUAGCGUACCAAUAAACGUUAUUGUUAUACGUUAUAAUCUGGUUCGAACUGGAUUUUGUGGAGGCAAAAAAUGGCAUGGUGUAGAAGAAAUAAUUCAUGUCAAACGUACCAAACGGUUUAGAGCUUUUUUUCCUGAAG
Dentiscutata heterogama is the source of this 853-nucleotide messenger RNA. Lineage: Eukaryota; Fungi; Glomeromycota; Glomeromycetes; Diversisporales; Gigasporaceae. The record is from the annotation of a GenBank genome assembly.